This is a messenger RNA of Anopheles marshallii, 1281 nucleotides long. It is a transcript of the gene snRNP-U1-70K, whose product is annotated as U1 small nuclear ribonucleoprotein 70 kDa. Gene Ontology annotation, cellular component: precatalytic spliceosome; U2-type prespliceosome; U1 snRNP. Gene Ontology annotation, molecular function: U1 snRNA binding; mRNA binding. Gene Ontology annotation, biological process: mRNA splicing, via spliceosome. Lineage: Eukaryota; Metazoa; Arthropoda; Insecta; Diptera; Culicidae. The transcript is spliced from 6 exons. The record is from RefSeq and is a predicted model, not a curated record. The coding region runs from base 1 to 1281 and encodes 426 amino acids.
AUGACGCAGUAUUUACCACCGAACUUGCUUGCUCUGUUCGCACCCCGCGACCCAAUUCCGUACCUACCGCCUCCUGACAAGCUGCCCCAUGAAAAAAAAUCACAGGGCUACCUGGGGGUUGGAAGCUUUCUGGAAUGUUUUGAGGAUCCAAAGGAUACGCCACCACCGACGCGGGUGGAAACGCGCGAGGAGCGAUUAGAAAGGCGUCGAAGGGAACGUGCCGAACAGGUAGCCUACAAGCUCGAAAGAGAGAUAGCCACUUGGGAUCCGAACCAGCUACUGGAAGCGACAGAGGAUCCGUUCAAAACGCUGUUCGUUGCACGGAUUAACUAUGACACCUCGGAAUCAAAAUUGCGACGAGAGUUUGAAAUAUACGGUAAUAUAAAGAAGAUUAUUCUGAUCAACGACAAGGAAACGGGCAAACCGCGUGGAUACGCAUUUAUUGAGUAUGAACAUGAACGAGACAUGCAUGCGGCCUACAAGCAUGCGGAUGGUAAGAAAAUAGACGGUAAGCGCGUCCUGGUGGACGUGGAACGGGCCCGAACAGUGAAGGGAUGGCUUCCGAGACGGUUAGGUGGUGGAUUGGGUGGUACGCGACGUGGCGGACCGGACGUUAACAUCAAGCACUCUGGUCGGGAGGACAACGAACGUGAGAGGGAGCGCUAUCGGCUCGAGCGAGAACGUGAGGAUCGUGAUCGUCGGGAACGAGAUCGACCCGAUAAUCGAUUCGAUCGCCGGAGGUCUCGUUCUCGUGAUCGUGACCGUCGUCACCGUAGCCGGUCAAAGGAUCGCAACAGGCGGAGGCGCAGUCGUGAGCGUGAGAUGGAUGAUCGCGGCGAACGUUGGGAUAAGGAUCGGGAACGCGAACGUGAUCGCAGCAGGGAUCGGGAUAAGGACCGUAAGCGCAAACGUAGCCGCUCACGGGAUCGCGAUCGGGCAGAGAAAAAUCGCCAUAAGCGUAGUGAUCGCGAUCGGGGCGAGCGGGAACGAAUGGAUCGUGGUGGUGGCUCCGGUAACGGUGGUGCUGAACGUAAGGAACGAAAACCAGACUUCCGCGAGGGUGAAAUCAAGAUUAAGGAGGAGCCAAUCGAUGAUUAUCCCGACUAUAGUGCCCAGUACUCUCAGUACCAGUCGCAGGUUAAGUAUGAAGAUGGGGAGGAAGAGAAAUAUCGUCCCCACGAGCACGAACCUCCACAUCUUAGAUCGGACAAUGGACGCAGCUAUGUUACCAAUAAUGGUGACGAUGACGAUGCGGACUAUGAUGAUGGACAGGGCUACUAA